Hypoxylon trugodes is the source of this 3200-nucleotide messenger RNA. Its product is annotated as carbohydrate esterase family 4 protein. The transcript has a single exon. NCBI's taxonomy places the organism in Eukaryota, Fungi, Ascomycota, Sordariomycetes, Xylariales, Hypoxylaceae. The record is from RefSeq and is a predicted model, not a curated record. Gene Ontology annotation, biological process: carbohydrate metabolic process. Gene Ontology annotation, molecular function: hydrolase activity, acting on carbon-nitrogen (but not peptide) bonds. Bases 374 to 2800 code for a protein of 808 amino acids.
AGCCCCUGCUCCCCCCUCGACUUCAACUGAGGCUCCUGCACCCCCGUCCACUUCAACCGAGGCACCAGCUCCGCCACCAACGUCAACCGAAGCUCCCCCUCCCCCUCCGACCUCUACCGAGGCUCCGCCACCACCACCGAGCUCCACUACGACCAAGGCGCCAGCUCCCCCGGGCACUUCCAAGCCAGCACCUCCCGUCACUACUCCCGUGCCUCCUGCUCCGAUUGAGACAUGCACAGCGCAUCUUUUGGUCGAUGACUUCUCAACUUGGGCUGAUGGAGAAAACUCGCUCAAGGGUGCUACCAGUGGUAAGUAAAGAACCCAGCACUCCUUAAAAAGGGAAUUCAACUAAACAGUUUUAGAUGACCAAACCAUGAACGCAACCAGCACCGACGGCGGCAUCCUAACCUUCACGCCGAACAACAUCGAGGUCUCCUACAUCUACGAGCAGUUCAACUGCCUAGAUGCCACGAGCCACGGCUACGACUCCGUAUCCUUCAACAUCAAGGGUCCCGAGGCAGCUUCCGUGUCCAUUGAGCUGCAGACCGUAGCUGAAUGUGACGCCACCGAGUACCAAAGCUACUACUAUACGGUCGAUGGCCUAAGCGGUUCCUUACAGACCAUCAACAUCCCGCUGAACAGCUGGACAGACGCCAACCUCCAAGGCGUCGUGGGUUUCCUGUGGUACGGUUUCUCGGCUGGCUUGACUGGUACUGACAACGAGUGGCAACUCGACAACGUGCAAUUCCUGUGCGCUGACGUCCCGCCACCUGAGGACCCAGCUCCGCCUACGACUACUGCGGGCCCUGAACCUACGGAUGAGCCCGGCCCGGGAAUCACUGUUACCACGACUGUUACUGUAACCCCAACGGAAACUGACACUGGAAGCUGGAGCACGCCGACCCGCACUACCACGAGAAGGCCUGUUCCUACCACCACCACCCGACGUCCUACUUGGCCAACUGACCCUCCUUGGUGGGAUGACGACCCAUGGUGGGGUGGCUGGUCCGAGAGUGGAAGCCGGCCGGCCUCUGCUGCUGCCGCCACAGCUACCGCAUCUCCAGGGACCUGGCAGACCAACAACAAGCUCGCGGCCCGAGCUGACGAGUGCAGUCACAUCCUUGUUGACGACUGGGUUUCUCAAUCGCGUCUGACAUUUCUGUACUACAACGCCCUGCUUGAAUCUAGCAGCGACGAUGGUACCAUGAAGUCCAUUGUUGUUAAGAACAACCGCGUAACUUUCACCCCCGUGGACACUGAUUCGUACUUCUAUACCCAGCUUGGUUGCAUCGACGCCGAAGCUUACGGAGGUAUCUCACUCCGUAUCAAGGCAGCCGCCGGUACAACUUUCGACGUUCAGCUUUCGUCGACCAAGGGCCAGUGCGGCACUGAGGAGACUGAGGACAUCGUUUUGACUAGCAGACAACUUGGCUGGACCUUCAACGGACAGGAGCAACUCUACUCCAUCCCCUUCUCUAAGUUCGAGGGUCUUGAUUUGACCAAGUUUGAAACGAUCUACAUCUCCAACCUGAAGAAGGCCGUGACUUUCGGACCCGUGAGCUUGUACUGCGGUGAGACCGUCGCGGAGUACAUCCCACCGGCAGUCAUUGAGCCAUCCGGGCCCACUGAGACCGUUCCCGCCCCGGCAAGCAAGGCCACCAACCUUGUUAUCGACAAAUUCGCCAACAAGGACACCAACGCCCUAAACCAAUGGCACGGUGCUGACGAUGGAAUGACCUUGACAUUCAAGAAGAACACCAUGACCCUCAAGACCAACGACUCGGACCUAAUGUGGGUGACUCAAGUAUCUGAGACCUGCCGAGACUUGUCCGAGUUCGACGGAUCUUACCUCCACAUCGCCUACACCGGAAGCAACCUGUUCACCGUCUCCCUCCAGCAGCACAACGAGAAGUGUAACAACAGCAUUUCCCCCUACCCCGAGACCUGGGACUCUCUUGAGGCCACCAGAUACGCCACCGAGACUGACAUUUACAUCCCGCUUGAGCACUUCAACGUCAACCGCUCGCGAUCCAUCGGUUUCGCAUUCAAGGGUUUCUACAGCACGACGCCGACUGUGUUCUCCAAGAUCGAAAUCGUCAACGAGGUUCCGGAGGACUUUUCCAUCCCGGAGAAGCUACCCUCUGGUCAAUUUGUCUUCUCCUGCAAGCGACCUAACUCUUUCGCUUUCGCUAUUGAUGACGGUGACCCAAUAUUCGCACAACAAGUCAUGAAGACCAUUGACGACGCCGGCAUCACUGUGACAUUCUUCACCGUCGGUGCUCCUCUCCGAGACCCCUCGACCAACUUGAGCGCAAUCUAUAACGAGAUGGCCUCUAAGGGCCACCAGAUCGCGUUACACAGUUACACUCACCCGCCGCUAGAGGGUCUACCAGAUGAAGCCUCGAUCGACUGGGAAUACAGCAACGAUAUCGAAGCCGUCAAGGAGACCUUCAACGGAUUGACACCCAAGUACUUUAGACCACCAUUCGGAACCGAGGGUGCUCGUAUGCGUCAACGAUUGGCUGCUCUCAUCGACGAGCCUUACAUCGUACAAUGGAGUGUCGACGUCGAGGAUUGGCUCUGGGCUGAAUCUGACACCCCGGAGAAGCAACUCGAGGCUUUCAAGCGAGAUGUUGCCAAGGGAGGUGACAUCGUGGUUAUGCACUACCUGUACAACAGCACGGUCAGCUACCUCAAGGAAUUCAUCGAGAUAGCCAAGGCUACCGGUAAGCAGCUGAUGCGUGUGGACCAAUGUAUGAUGGACCCCAACGCACCUCCUCUACCGGAUGAGGAAGAGUAGAGAAGUGAUAUCUCAGGGGUACCGAAUCCAAAAAGUUUUAUCUUAUCCCAUUCCAUGCGUUAGCGUCUAAUAAAACCACCAUUGUCGUUGAAGUAUUUGUAAAAGGCUCCUGACUGGAGAUGUUCCGAUUUGUUGUGGAAAAUGUGACCUUAGUAAUCGCCCUUGUAAACCUCCACCUUAUGAAGGCGCCAUCACCAAGAAAUCCACAUUUGAAGGUAUGUCGACCUGACAAGAGGAUUCCUAGCUGCUGCAGUAAUAUCCCAUCAUGGCAUCAAAACACGACGUCCAAUGAACUUUGUGUCUUUUGCAUAUGUACAACCAUAGACUAGCCUACCGCAUGAGAAGUUGUAGUGUAGAAUAAUCAGAAGGUUGCGUGCUCGUCUGCUAUGGAUGGCGCCGA